Messenger RNA from Diaporthe batatas, 1752 nucleotides. RefSeq lists its product as uncharacterized. Lineage: Eukaryota; Fungi; Ascomycota; Sordariomycetes; Diaporthales; Diaporthaceae. The coding region runs from base 34 to 1752 and encodes 572 amino acids. The transcript has 5 exons. Gene Ontology annotation, molecular function: oxidoreductase activity, acting on paired donors, with incorporation or reduction of molecular oxygen; heme binding; monooxygenase activity. The record is from RefSeq and is a predicted model, not a curated record.
GUUCGAUCGUUCUUCCAUCUUUGAUCCCUCACCAUGGCGGCUAACCAAGAAAUGCGCGCGGUCUCGUGGGCCGACUUACCCAGCCGUCUGAUGAACCUCGUUGUACUCAUCCUGGCUGUCCGUUUUGGUCUCUUUCUGUACAAUGGCUGGCGUGUGCGGACUAGAUUUCGAAAGCUUCAAAGUGAAGGCAUAGCUAUCACUCCCGAGCACUCGCUCGUUUUAGGACACCUCAUGCUUCUCAAACGCGUCCGCGAGCUGUAUCCCAAAGACUCCGCGAGCACCUAUGCAACCCGGCAUAUAGUCAUGAACUGGCAGGAAUACUUCCCCAAGUUGACUAGUUGUCCACCCGUCAUCUACUUGGAUUUCUGGCCGUUCAGCAGCGACCCGGUCGCAAUCAUAAUAGAUCCUGUAAUGUGCCAGAAUGUCACUGCAGACCGAUUCCCCAUCCGUCACGAACAGGGAAAGUAUUUGGCAUGGACUAUGUCUGGUCCUCGAAACCUCUUCGCUUUCGAUGGAGAUGACCACAAACGUUGGCGCGCCAGACUGAACCCAGGUUUCAGUGCCCGGAACCUUCAGUCCCAUGUCGCCGGAGGUCAAAUUAUCGACGAAGUAUUGAUCUUUGUGGACCGCUUGAAGAAAAACGCCGGCGAAGAUGGGAAACUGGGCGAGGUGUUCCAGCUGUUGCCACUGGCAAUUGAUCUGACAUUUGACAUUAUCAGUAGGAUCGUUUUAGAUUUCAGCCCAGGGGAGCAGGUAAAUGGGCCGACAGAGAUGCAGAAGGCCUUUCGCAUAAUAAGCCAACAUCUCGUAUUCAAGAGCUGGGCAAGUCUUCACAAGCGUCUUAACCCCCUCUGGCAGCUCUCCCUCUGGAAGUCCCACCGUACAUUGCGACGCGUGGUGCUGCCACAUAUACAGAAGCACAUGAGAGUGCAUACCCUCGUGAAGGACUCGGCGUCACAGAGGACAGUCCUUGACCUCGCCCUCAAAGAGGUUGAGCUGGAAAGCCCAGGAGCUGAGCCCAGCGGACAGUUUAUCGAGGAUGUAGUAGGGCUAACCAAGCAAUUCCUGUUUGCGGGCCACGACACGACAGCCAUCAAUAUAUGCUUUGCUUAUCACUUCCUCCACAAAAAGCCUGAUGCACUUGCUCGGCUCAGGGAUGAGCAUGACGGCGUCUUUGGAACCGAUCCAACCCAGGCAGGUGACAUUCUACGGCACUCCCCACACCUCCUCAACUCCCUGCCCUUCACUACCGCAGUGAUUAAGGAAACCCUGCGCCUUUGCCCCGUGGCAGCGAGCAUUCGAAAAGGGCACCCAGGCUACACCGUGCGGAGCAACGACGGCGUGGAAUAUCCCAUGGAUGGCUUUAUUGUCACUACCGGAGUUGCCUGCAUGCAAUACAGCUCAGAAAUGUUUGCUAGAGCGACAGAGUUUCUCCCUGAGCGGUGGGAGGCACCUGCAGGGGAUCCACUGCAUAUCAAGGACGAAGCCAAAUAUGCCUGGCGUCCCUUUGAGUGGGGCCCCAUGAGCUGCAUAGGCAUGGAACUCGCGAUGGUGGAGCUCAAGAUGACUCUGGUACUUUCCAUUAGGGAGGUGGAGGUGAUUACUGCCUUGGAGGAUUGGGAUCAACAGCAUGGAAGAGACAGUGGGAUGAGGCCGGCACUGUUCGGCGACAAGAUCUUCCAGGGUGCCGUUGGUCUGGGACCCCCGACCGAGUCCUUACCAGUACGCACCAGAAUUUUGAGCCAAGAAUGA